Molecule: messenger RNA, 1971 nt
Organism: Helobdella robusta
Lineage: Eukaryota; Metazoa; Annelida; Clitellata; Rhynchobdellida; Glossiphoniidae
Exons: 16
Coding region: 1-1971 (656 amino acids)
Biological process (GO): transmembrane transport; chloride transport
Cellular component (GO): membrane
Molecular function (GO): voltage-gated chloride channel activity
Source: RefSeq, a predicted model, not a curated record
AUGUAUAAAAGUAUUGUAAUUGUUUAUUCGUCAAAAAUAAAAUACAUUCCAGGACGAUGGAUAAGUUUCAGUUACACUGAACUGGGUCGAAAGGUCAACGACUCGAUAUUUCUCACGUUACUCGGAAUCAGCGUGGCCGUCAUAAGUUUUUUGAUUGAUAUCGUCGUUGGCCGGUGCCGCCAAGCCCAGAUUUCUCUGCUGAGCUCGUUAGACCACACAAUGAUCGGUCAGUACAUAUCAUGGGUUUUAUUUUUCACUGUCUUCACGUGUUUCUCCGUUGGAUCAACACAUCUCAUUGCUCCAACCGCUAUAGGGUCUGGUAUUCCCGAAGUGAAAACAAUGCUACGCGGUGUAGUGAUGAAAGAGUACCUGGGACUUCGAACGCUGGCAGCGAAAGUGAUCGGCCUGACCACUGCUCUCAGCUCAGGCCUGCCAAUCGGCAAAGAAGGUUCAUUUGUUCACAUUGGUGUUGUCAGCGCAGCCCUCAUCGCCAAACUCUUGCCAGCUUUCAGUAGCUCGCUCGAAAACCACGAAUCUCGCCUGGGAGAAAUCCUUCUUCCCGGAAGUGCUGUUGGAUUGUCGUGCACUUUUGCUGCACCAGUUGGAGCAUUGCUCUAUAGUUUGGAAAGCACCUCUGUCAACUUCGCCAUACGAAACUAUUGGAGAAGUUUCUACGCUUCAGCUGUCGGAAGCCUCAUGUACCGAUUGGUCGCCAGCUGGUUCAAGGAAGGAGAACGAAUGGCGGCUCUGAGAGAGACCCACCUACCCCAGGGCAGAUUGUUCGACCCUUCCGAAUUUAUUGCUUUCUCAUUUUUAGGCUUAAUAGCUGGUUUCCUCGGUGUCUUGUUCAUCCUGAUGCACAAGUAUGUAGUCCUGGCCGUCCGGAAUGUCGCCAUCCUCAAACGGUUCUUCACGUCCAAUCGUUUCAUCUACCCAGCGUUGGUGGCACUGGUGGUGGGGACAUUCCAGUACCCUCCGUGGCUAGGGCAGUAUUAUGGUGGGGAGCUGACCAACACAGAAGCCCUUAACGACCUCUACUCCAACUUUACGUGGACCAGCCCCCGCCACCACCAACAUCGUAAUUUUGAUUAUGACGUCAUCAAACAGCGGCUGCUUCAGCACUGGUCGGUGGCUUCCUCCGGUGGCGUGCUCAUGGCCACUGCUUUGUUUUGCGUCAUGAGGUUGUGGAUGUGUUCCCUUUCAACCACAGUGCCCUUCCCUUGUGGACUCAUUUUCCCCGCCUUUGCUAUUGGUUGUUCAGCUCUCGGCCGAUUGUUUGGUGAAAUCAUGGCGAUCAUCUUUCCAGCUGGCAUCAGGGGUAACAAAAUCUUACCAGGGGGUUACGCUGUGGUGGGGUCAGUGGCGUUUGUAGGUGCGGUCACUCACACGUUCUCACCUGUGGUCAUAGCCCUGGAGUUGACGGGGCAGAUGGGACAUGCCCUCCCGUCUCUGCUGGCAGUGAUGAUCGCCAAUGCCAUCUCGAGGAACCUCACGUCAUCCGUGUACGAUAUCAUUCUGCAGAUCAAGAGACUGCCCUUCCUACCAAUCAACAUCCAAACUAGUUCCAAGUACCUAUGUGUGUCCAAGGAUAUCAUGCAACGCGAUUUGAAAGUUCUAACCGAAAGUAGUUCUUACGGUGAGGCUGCCACAUUACUCACGUACCACCAGUUCAAAUCUUUCCCUAUUGUCAACGACCGAUCUAGCAUGGUUCUACUUGGCUCGAUAGAGAGAUCCAUAUUAAAGCAGGUGGUUCGUGAUCAACUCUGUCUCCAGAACAAAGUGGAAUUCUAUUCUAAGAAACUGGAACGCGUGAUGAUGAAAAAUAAAAAUGGUGAUGAUGAUGUUCUUCUUAGUGAUGAACAUGGUGAUGGUGAUGGUGGUGGUACUAAGAAGAGGGGUAGGAAUGGUGUUGGUGGCGAAGAUGAAGCUUUAAUGAGUGUUAGUGCGGGGAACAGAUUUGAUUAUAAAUAA